Rhincodon typus (whale shark) is the source of this 1478-nucleotide messenger RNA. Its product is annotated as tubulin beta chain. Gene Ontology annotation, cellular component: cytoplasm; microtubule. Gene Ontology annotation, molecular function: GTPase activity; GTP binding; structural constituent of cytoskeleton. Gene Ontology annotation, biological process: mitotic cell cycle; microtubule cytoskeleton organization. NCBI's taxonomy places the organism in Eukaryota, Metazoa, Chordata, Chondrichthyes, Orectolobiformes, Rhincodontidae. Bases 80 to 1201 code for a protein of 373 amino acids. The record is from RefSeq and is a predicted model, not a curated record. The transcript has 5 exons.
AAUUAAUGUUUAUUACAAUGAGGCAUCAGGGGGAAAAUAUGUUCCGAGAGCUGUGUUGGUGGAUCUCGAACCCGGGACGAUGGAUUCUGUUCGGUCUGGACCGUUCGGGCAAAUUUUUCGGCCUGACAACUUUGUGUUCGGCCAGAGCGGCGCGGGCAACAACUGGGCGAAGGGGCACUACACGGAGGGGGCAGAGCUGGUGGACUCGGUGCUGGACGUGGUGAGGAAGGAGGCUGAGAGCUGCGAUUGCCUUCAGGGCUUCCAGCUGACCCACUCGCUGGGCGGGGGCACCGGCUCAGGCAUGGGCACGCUUCUGAUCAGCAAGAUCCGCGAGGAGUACCCGGACCGCAUCAUGAACACCUUCAGCGUGGUGCCCUCUCCCAAGGUGUCGGACACGGUGGUGGAGCCGUACAACGCCACGCUCUCGGUCCACCAGCUGGUGGAGAACACCGACGAGACCUUCUGCAUCGACAACGAGGCCCUGUACGACAUCUGCUUCCGCACCCUCAAGCUGACCACCCCGACCUACGGGGACCUCAACCAUCUGGUCUCGGCCACCAUGAGCGGGGUGACCACCUGCCUGCGCUUCCCGGGCCAGCUCAACGCCGACCUGCGCAAGCUGGCGGUCAACAUGGUGCCCUUCCCUCGCCUCCACUUCUUCAUGCCCGGCUUCGCCCCCCUCACCAGCCGCGGGAGCCAGCAGUACAGCUCGCUGACCGUGCCCGAGCUGACCCAGCAGAUGUUCGACGCCAAGAACAUGAUGGCGGCCUGCGACCCGCGCCACGGCCGCUACCUGACGGUGGCGGCCAUCUUCCGGGGGCGCAUGUCCAUGAAGGAGGUGGACGAGCAGAUGCUGAACGUGCAGAACAAGAACAGCAGCUACUUCGUGGAGUGGAUCCCCAACAACGUCAAGACGGCCGUGUGCGACAUCCCGCCCCGCGGCCUCAAGAUGUCCGCCACCUUCAUCGGCAACAGCACCGCCAUCCAGGAGCUCUUCAAGCGCAUCUCGGAGCAGUUCACCGCCAUGUUCCGGCGCAAGGCCUUCCUGCACUGGUACACGGGCGAGGGCAUGGACGAGAUGGAGUUCACCGAGGCCGAGAGCAACAUGAACGACCUGGUCUCCGAGUACCAGCAGUACCAGGACGCCACGGCCGAGGAGGAGGGGGAGUUCGAGGAGGAGGACGACGAGGAAGUGGCCUGACCGGCGGGCCGCGGCCGCCCCCCCCCGCCUUUCCUACAUCCCAUCGCCGCCUGCUGCUCCUCCUCCUCCUCCCGUUUCUCGCGCGCGCGCUCUCUAUAUCUCUCUCUAUCUUCGUGCAUGCGCGUCCGCACCGCGCGCGCUCUCUAUCUUCGUGCAUGCGCGUCCGCACCGCGCGCGCGCGCCUUCUCUCUAUCUCGUGGUGGUCACCUGACUUUUUUUUUUUGCUGUCUUAUCCUGACGCUUCACAUUAAAAGGAGAGAAUUUUGAUAGCACCCCA